CCGAACAAAGAAACUGUUCUGGAUGAGGAAUGAAGUCUUGGCUCUCUCUUAGCCAUUCCUGAAUUGCCAGGCUAUGCGGAAUCUCCUGCCAGGAAAACGUCCAGAAGAAAAAAAGAUGACAGACCUCAGGUUUGUUUAAAGUGUACACUUUGUUAAAGUGCCUGUGUCUCUGGGUCUCAACAGUUAAUCGUCUGCUGCCCAAGGUUCCUGUCCCGCUCCAGUUCUGAACACAGCGCUGUGUUUUCCCUCUGGAGUGAUGCCAGUCUGUGGACGUCGCUAAUAAGGAUGGACUUCAGAAGCCUUGGAGCUGGGCUCCCACUUAGAUGCUGAGCCGGGAACCUGGACCUCUGGAGUCAGCGGGAUUGCCAUGAAGCUUGCCACCUCUCCAGGAGGGUUUUGGAACACUGGCCUUCAUCCUAGCAGGGUCACAAAUGGAACAGAGUUCAGGAGAGACUUCAAGUGACCAAGACAUGUAGCAACACCUCCACUAGAGGAGGUUUUGGAAGGAAGGCUGGGUAUGGGAGAGAUGUUUUCCUAGACGAGAUUGCACGAGUCCCGGGCGCGCAGUAGAGCCUCGCUGGGGGAAAUGUCAGCUCGGACCAUGGGCGCCCGCAGUCUGGACAAGCGAGGAAGUUUCUUUAAGCUCAUCGACACGAUCGCCUCGGAGAUCGGAGAACUGAAACGGGAGAUGGUGCAGACAGAUAUCAGCCUGGGAAAUGGCCUGGAACCUUCUGAAACCCACAGCAUGGUGAGACACAAGGAUGAUGGCUAUUCUGAAGACAAGGAUGGGAAGACGUGUCCCCGAGACUCUGGCUAUGACAGCCUCUCCAAUAGGCUCAGCAUUCUGGACCGGCUCCUCCACACUCAUCCCAUAUGGCUGCAGCUGAGUCUGAGUGAGGAGGAGGCAGCAGAGGUUCUGCAGAACCAGCCUCCAGGGAUCUUUUUGGUUCGUAAAUCCUCCAAAAUGCAGAAGAAAGUCCUCUCCCUUCGCCUGCCCUGUGAAUUUGGAGCACCGCUCAAGGAGUUUGCUAUAAAGGAAAGCACAUACACCUUUUCCCUGGAAGGCUCAGGAAUCAGCUUUGCAGAUUUAUUCCGGCUCAUUGCUUUCUACUGCAUCAGCAGGGAUGUUCUACCAUUCACCUUGAAGUUGCCUUAUGCUAUUUCAACAGCCAAGACGGAGUCUCAGCUUGAAGAACUAGCCCAGCUGGGACUAAAUUUUUGGAGCUCCUCAGCUGACAAGAAACCCCCAAACUCCCCACCUCCCCAUAGGCCUCUCUCCUCAGCCGGCAUCUGUCCUGCCUCCUUGCGUCAGCUCUGCCUUAUAAAUGGAGUGCAUUCUAUAAAAACCAGGACGCCUUCGGAGCUGGAGUGCAGCCAGACCAACGGAGCCUUGUGUUUUAUUAAUCCUCUUUUCUUGAAAGUGCACAGCCAGGACCUCAGCACAGGCCCAAAGCGGCCGAGCACAAGGACUCCCAACGCGAAUGGCACCGAGAGGCCUCGGUCCCCCCCACCCAGGCCCCCGCCACCCGCUAUUAAUAGUCUGCACACAAGCCCUGGGCUAUCCAGGACUGAACCCCAGACGAGCAUGCCAGAAACAGUCAACCAUAGCAAACAUGGGAACGUAGCUCUGCUUGGAACAAAACCAACUCCCAUCCCUCCACCCCGGCUGAAGAAGCAGGCUUCUUUUUUGGAAGCGGAAGGCAGCACUAAGACCUUGACCGCCUGCCGGCCCAGCCGGAGCCCGGAGUCAGAGCCGGAGCCGGAGGAGCCAGAGCUGGGCACAGCUGGGCACGCAGGUGGAGCCCCGCCUAGGGACGCCCCCGGGGAUUGCACAAGGGCGCCGCCGCCCGACUCUGAAUCACAGCCACCACCGUGCCAUGGAGGCAGGCAGAGGCUGAGCGACAUGAGCCUUUCCACUUCCUCCUCCGACUCGCUGGAGUUCGACCGGAGCAUGCCCCUGUAUGGCUACGAGGCUGACACCACCAGCAGUCUGGAGGACUACGAAGGGGAGAGUGACCAGGAGACCAUGGCACCUCCCAUCAAGUCCAAAAAGAAGAGGAACAGCUCUUUUGUGCUGCCCAAGCUCGUCAAGUCCCAGUUGCGAAAGAUGAGCGGGGUAUUCAGCUCCUUCAUGACCCCUGAGAAGCGGAUGGUCCGCAGGAUCGCUGAGCUGUCCCGGGACAAAUGCACCUAUUUCGGGUGCCUGGUACAAGACUACGUGAGCUUCCUGAAGGAGAACAAGGAAUGCCAUGUGUCCAGCACUGACAUGCUGCAGACCAUCCGACAGUUUAUGACCCAGGUCAAGAACUAUUUGUCUCAGAGCUCCGAACUGGACCCCCCUAUUGAGUCGCUGAUCCCCGAAGACCAAAUUGAUGUGGUGUUGGAGAAGGCCAUGCACAAAUGCAUCUUGAAGCCCCUCAAGGGCCACGUGGAGGCCAUGCUGAAGGACUUCCACACAGCUGACGGCUCGUGGAAACAACUCAAGGAAAACCUGCAACUCGUGCGCCAGAGGAACCCACAGGAGCUGGGGGUCUUUGCCCCGACCCCUGACUUGGUGGACCUGGAGAAAAUCAAAGUGAAAUUCAUGACCAUGCAGAAGAUGUAUUCGCCAGAAAAGAAAGUCAUGCUUCUGCUUCGGGUCUGCAAGCUCAUCUACACUGUCAUGGAGAACAACUCAGGGAGGAUGUAUGGUGCGGAUGACUUCUUGCCUGUGCUGACCUAUGUCAUAGCCCAGUGUGACAUGCUUGAAUUGGACACUGAGAUCGAGUACAUGAUGGAGCUCUUAGACCCAUCACUGCUGCAUGGAGAAGGAGGCUAUUACUUGACAAGCGCCUAUGGAGCCCUGUCUCUGAUAAAGAAUUUCCAAGAAGAACAGGCUGCGAGGCUGCUCAGCUCAGAGGCCAGGGACACCCUGAGGCAGUGGCACAAGCGGAGAACCACCAACCGGACCAUCCCCUCUGUAGAUGACUUUCAGAAUUACCUCCGAGUUGCCUUUCAAGAGGUCAACAGUGGAUGCACAGGGAAGACCCUCCUUGUGAGACCAUACAUCACCACAGAGGAUGUGUGUCAGCUCUGUGCGGAGAAGUUUAAGGUGGAGGACCCUGAGGAGUAUAGCCUCUUUCUCUUCGUGGAUGAAACAUGGCAGCAGUUGGCAGAGGACACUUAUCCUCAAAAGAUCAAGGCUGAGCUGCACAGCCGGCCUCAACCCCAUAUAUUCCACUUUGUCUACAAGCGAAUCAAGAAUGAUCCUUACGGUGUGAUUUUCCAGAAUGGGGAAGACCUCACUCCCUCAUAGAGGACACAUGGGACUUCCCAUUGAUGCAUCCAAAAGGGAGCUAGGAGUCAAGCCUUCUGGCUGCCACAUGUUUGAGCUUGAAAGACAGUCACUUCCUCAAGGACCCCUCAGAUCAGUGACUAAGCCAUCCAUCCAUAGGCUGACUUAGCCAAGGGCAGCUUUUAGAUACAUUGCCCAAAUGAGGUAUCUGGGGUUCACAAAGUAGUAAGAUUCUCCUCUAGAAAUGGAGAAUUGCAUUUGAUGGUUCAGGUGUCCAGAGAUCACUGGCUGCUUAGCCUUGGCCAGCUUCUGGGCUGGCUUACAUGUUUGUAUAUGUGCUGAGGAAACACUUAAGGUACAAGCUCUUCUCUUGGGUUCCAUAGCAGGUGUUGACAAGACUGUCCGAUGCAGUGCGUCAGGUACCUCUCAGCUCUGUGGACGGCUCCAUCCUUCCCUCUUUCCCCUCUUUCCUCCUUCGUUCAUUCUAUACUUUUUUUUUUUUUACAAAGAGCCUUUGUGUUUUUUUUUUUAUAUAUAUUUCAUAGAAAAAUUUAUAGCAGUUGCAGGUAAACUGUCAGGAUUGGUUUUUAAGAUAUUUUUGUAACUUUAAAAUAUUCUAUAAGUAUGCAUGUGAUUUAACAUUUAAUAUUUGAAGAUAAAUCUCUUGCUGGAUCUGAGAGUAUUGCAUUUUAGGGGUCUCUCUUCUGUAACUGGACGUUUCGGCAAUUUUGUGGGGAGAGGCUGCUGGUUGUCGUAAAGCAAUCCUUGACACUGGCCCCAGACCGCCUUGGAAGAAUCUGAUGUACUGUUCGUUGCCUUGCUCACUUUUAGUGCUGUCGUACUAUUUGUUGUUUGCUUAUAUUUUUAAGCAAUUGAUGCUGAGGAUUAGGAGAGACAUGAAUGUAGAGAGAGGUAGAGAGAGAAACACAGACUCUAAGGAGGGGCUGAGGAAUGUAGUCUGCAGGUUCAGGCUUUGGAGGACAUAGGAAAAGGAGUCGGUACUGUAAAUACAUGCUGCAGUGAGGUUUGACAAAGGUCUGUUCCAUAUGCUAUCUGCUUUGGGAAACACUUUUAAAAAUCCCUACAAGGGAAAGUAAACCAAGGAUAACGCUCCCUGUGCCCAUUUUGUAAGCCAAAAACUGAUGGCAUCCAACUAUUUGGAGGCAGAAACCAAGUAAUGUAUAAUAUGGCUUUUGUUGAGGUCAGUAAGAUGCUGAUGGGAAAAGAAUGCACCAAAAAGACAAAAACAAAAACAAACCAAAAACUCCUCUUUAUUGUAAUAAUGGACAGUGGCUGGGAUGGACUAUGGUAGAACUGGCAUGCACCAACUAGCAUACUUGGUUCCAUCCUCAGCAUGACAAACAAAACAAAGAGAAAACACACAAACAACAUGGAUAUACGGUGAAGUUAGAUAGAUGUUGUAUAAAACGAAUUUCUGGGCACACAUACUAGAAGGGUCAUGUAUCGGUGUAAUACAGGUCAUUGCAGAAACAAAAAACAAAAACAUGUUACUGUACUGUGUAAGGACGCACAGGCAUCUGGUUUGGGGAGGCCUUGUAACUGUAUCCUUGGCUUUUGUUAUACUAGAACCCUCAGCACAUACUGUGUUGUUCUUUUUUGUAAAUGAUUUUCAAUGGAAUUUUGCACAUAAAUACAUUGUAAUACUGUACAAUAA
Messenger RNA from Peromyscus leucopus (white-footed mouse), 4949 nucleotides. RefSeq names its product Ras and Rab interactor 2 (gene Rin2). Lineage: Eukaryota; Metazoa; Chordata; Mammalia; Rodentia; Cricetidae. Gene Ontology annotation, biological process: signal transduction; vesicle-mediated transport. Gene Ontology annotation, molecular function: small GTPase binding; guanyl-nucleotide exchange factor activity. The coding region runs from base 587 to 3295 and encodes 902 amino acids. The record is from RefSeq and is a predicted model, not a curated record. Gene Ontology annotation, cellular component: cytosol; endocytic vesicle. The transcript has 12 exons.